Penicillium longicatenatum is the source of this 786-nucleotide messenger RNA. Its product is annotated as electron transfer flavoprotein subunit beta/FixA family protein. Gene Ontology annotation, cellular component: cytosol. The record is from RefSeq and is a predicted model, not a curated record. The coding region runs from base 1 to 786 and encodes 261 amino acids. NCBI's taxonomy places the organism in Eukaryota, Fungi, Ascomycota, Eurotiomycetes, Eurotiales, Aspergillaceae. The transcript has 3 exons. Gene Ontology annotation, molecular function: electron transfer activity.
AUGUCAACCGGUCUACGGAUAUUAGUGCCCAUCAAGCGGGUGAUCGACUAUGCGAUCAAACCCCGCAUCAACAAAACUCAAACGGGAGUCGAGACAAACGUUAAACACUCCCUAAACCCCUUCGAUGAACUCUCCGUCGAAGAAGCCGUCCGCCUUCGCGAGCGCAAAGACUCCCCAAUGAAAGUCGAAAACAUCCUCGCCCUCUCCGCCGGCGGUCCUAAAACCCCCGACGUCCUCCGCACAGCAAUGGCCAUGGGCGCCGACCGCGCAUUCCACAUUGACGUUCCCGAAUCCGCCGACGGCGGCCCCGAACCCCUCACAAUCGCCAAACUACUCCGCGGCGUUGUUGAGAAGGAGAACAUCAAUCUCGUGCUGCUGGGCAAGCAGGCGAUUGACGGCGAUCAGGGCCAGACGGGACAGAUGCUUGCUGGGUUACUGGGGUGGCCGCAGGCGAACCAGGCUAGCAAGGUUGAGAUCAAGGACGCGAGCGGCACUGUUGAGGUUACGCAUGAGGUUGAUGGAGGUGUUGAGACUUUGCGGGCUAAGUUGCCUAUGGUUAUUACUACUGAUUUGCGGUUGAAUGAGCCCCGGUAUGCUAGUUUGCCUAAUAUCAUGAAGGCAAAGAAGAAGCCGCUGGAGAAGAAGACGCUGGGUGAUUUUGGGGUUGAGGAUCAGCGGAGAUUGAAGACUAUUCAGGUUACUGAGCCCCCGCCACGCCAGGGUGGUGGCAAGGUUGAGGACGUUGACGGUCUCGUUUCCAAGCUGAAGGAGCUUGGUGCGCUGUAA